This is a messenger RNA of Acomys russatus (golden spiny mouse), 457 nucleotides long. Its product is annotated as peptidyl-prolyl cis-trans isomerase NIMA-interacting 4-like. The coding region runs from base 2 to 412 and encodes 136 amino acids. Gene Ontology annotation, biological process: rRNA processing. Gene Ontology annotation, molecular function: DNA binding; peptidyl-prolyl cis-trans isomerase activity. The transcript has a single exon. Lineage: Eukaryota; Metazoa; Chordata; Mammalia; Rodentia; Muridae. The record is from RefSeq and is a predicted model, not a curated record.
AAUGGCAAGCUUAAGAGAUGCCGCCAAAGGGAAAAGUGGUUCUGGAAAAGGGGAGAAAGGAGGUGCAGUCUCUGGGAGUGAUAGUGCUGACAAGAAAUCUCAAGGCCCUAAAGGUGGUGGCAAUGCUGUAAAGGUCAGACACCUUCUAUGUAAAAAACAUGGCAAAAUCAUGGAAGCCAUGGAAAAGUUAAAGUCUAGAAUGAGAUUCAGUGAAGUGGCCUCACAAUACAAUGAAGAUAAAGCCAGGCAAGGGGGUGACUUGGGUUGGAUGACCAGAGGGUCCAUGGUGGGACCAUUUCAAGAAGCAGCAUUUGCCUUGCCUGUAAGUGGAAUGGAUAAGCCUGUGUACACAGACCCACCAGUUAAGACAAAAUUUGGAUAUCAGAUUAUUAUGGUUGAAGGAAGAAAAUAAAAUUACAUGAAAGACUGAAUAAAAAAAAAAGAGAAUUUCAGACCA